Aspergillus neoniger CBS 115656 is the source of this 2373-nucleotide messenger RNA. RefSeq names its product rRNA-processing protein MPP10. NCBI's taxonomy places the organism in Eukaryota, Fungi, Ascomycota, Eurotiomycetes, Eurotiales, Aspergillaceae. Gene Ontology annotation, cellular component: nucleus; Mpp10 complex; sno(s)RNA-containing ribonucleoprotein complex. The transcript has a single exon. The record is from RefSeq and is a predicted model, not a curated record. The coding region runs from base 195 to 2315 and encodes 706 amino acids. Gene Ontology annotation, biological process: rRNA processing.
UCACUUUCAUUAACUUUUUUUUUUUCCCGACUUUCGGCUUCCGCAAGCCAUUAUUUGAAGUGUCCACCAGUAGCUCAAAAUAUCAGACUGAUCUCUCUGCACCUACCAUCUAAAGCUUUCGCAUGUUUUCCUUACCUCACUUUCCAUCUCUUUUUAUUUGAUACAGCUGUCUCAUCUCAGGCGUGUACCACGCCAUGAAGAACCUCGCUCCCGAUCCAUCUGUGGCUCUUCCUGAAGUCGAAACUCAUGAACCAAUUUCUUCAUUCAAUUCAGGAUUGACGACUCCUUGGAUUUUCCUCCAACCCACGACGGAGUUGAAAACUACUAUCACCGGCUCUGUGAAGUACUAUUUAGAUUCGUUAGCCUCGUCGGUCGGCGAUUCCCAAUGUGCGCGCCAACGCAGGAAUAGAAAGCGCAAAAGAUCCGAAGCUGAGGAAGAUUCUACAAACCAGGUCCUACAGCUCAAGCAACUCUAUGUCGACGGCUUCACUUCUGACCAGAUAUGGCAACAAGCCUUGAGAAUUCUUGAUUCUUCCGGUGGUGAAAUCGAGCGGGAUUUUACUUGGUGGUCUGCAGUGGCCAAGCCACACGAGCGGUCCCUGACCUCAACUUAUAAUGUGGCACUUGACGACACCGACUUCGAGGGCAGCAACGUGGACUCUCAGUCAGAGGCCGAUCUCACCCAAUCGAGUAUCGAUAAUGACGAGGACGACCUUAGUUCAGUACACGCUCACUCUCAAACCUCCCACAAUGAUUCGGACGUCGAAGAAGACAUUGAGAAAUUAUCCGACAACAAUCUCGGAAGCGAUAUCGACGACGGUGAACAAGAAACGUAUGUGGAGGAUCCUUUUGGCCUGAAUGAUGGGUUCUUUUCGAUAGAUGAUUUCAACAAGCAAUCGGAACUACUCGAAAGACAGGACGUUAGUGGCGGCCCAGGCAACGAUUCUGAGAGCGAGGAUGAUGAAAUCGAUUGGCACGCAAAUCCUUUGACUACAGCAGGGUCAAUGUCUCUACCGAAGAGAGACAUGCCACAGGAGCACUCUGACGGGAAUGAUGGCGAUGAUAUUUCCGACAGCGAAGAGGAAGGACCAACAUUUGGUGAUGCAGGCUUUGAGGACGAUUCCGAUAUGGACGCAGAUGAUGUCUAUGCGGCAAAUUCUGGAGGCGAAGGUUGGAUGAACACCAGCGACAUAAAGUAUUCUGACUUCUUCGCUCCACCUCCACGUAAAGUUACACGCAAAAAGACUCGCUCCCUUCCUAAAACUCAGCCCGACCUUUCCAUUACCAACGACGACGUUGAUCGUGCCAUGGCUGAUGUUCGCCGUGAUCUUUUUGAAGAUGAGCUUUCCGGUGAAGAUAGUGAUGAACACGAAGUAACGCGGGGAUCUCAGAACAAUUCCUCUAGUCAUGAAAAACAGCGUGCUCGCAUUGCUGAUGAGAUUCGCCGCUUGGAGGCUGCCAACGUUGCCAAGAAGGAUUGGAUGCUAGCUGGUGAAGCCAGGGCUGUCGAAAGGCCUGUAAACUCACUUAUUGAGGAAGACCUGGAUUUCGAAAGGAUCGGAAAGCCCGUGCCAGUCGUUACGGCAGAGUUGUCAGAGGAUAUUGAAGAGCUUGUCAAGCGUCGCAUCCUUGCCAAACAAUUUGACGAAGUAAUACGUCGGCGCCCUGGUGUUUCCGACGCUCAGCGCGCGCGGGGAGUUCGUCCUGAACUGGAAGACACCAAACCCCAGCAAAGCCUUGCUGAAUUAUAUGAGGCUGACCAUCUUCGUGCUACCGAUCCAAACUUCGUUGACCCUAAAAAUCAGAAGUUGAUCCGUGAGCAUGCUACUGUAACAAGUUUAUGGAAAGAGAUCAGCUCUCAACUAGACACGCUCUCGAACUGGCAUUACAAGCCCAAGGCUCCGCAGGCAAGCAUCAAUGUUGUCACCGAUGUGGCAACAAUUACUAUGGAGGAUGCUCAGCCGACAGCUAGCAACGCUGUAACUGCGACAGCAACCCUCGCGCCGCAGGAGAUCUACGCACCUGGUGACGAUAACAAGGUCGCUGGUGAAAUGAUCUUGAAGAAUGGAACGGCAAUCGCCAAAGAGGAGAUGACCAGGGAACAAAAGGCUAGGUUGCGUCGAGAGCACAAAAAGCAAAACGCCAGCACCGCAAAAUCUCAGAAGACAGGGAAAGCGGCUGAAAAUCAGCAGCUCAUUUCGGACUUGAAGAAGGGUGGAGUCAAAUUGAUUGGGAAGCAGGGCGAAGUGACAAAUAUCAAUGGCGGUAAAAAUAAAGAAGCCGUGAAGGAAGGUGGCCAUGUGCUCAAGCUUUAGAUUUCAGGGCGGUUACAAAUUGUAUCUAUGUACCAAAGACAAGCGUAUUUCGAUAUAU